Musca vetustissima is the source of this 3741-nucleotide messenger RNA. It is a transcript of the gene GABA-B-R2, whose product is annotated as gamma-aminobutyric acid type B receptor subunit 2. The transcript has 14 exons. Lineage: Eukaryota; Metazoa; Arthropoda; Insecta; Diptera; Muscidae. Bases 97 to 3723 code for a protein of 1208 amino acids. The record is from RefSeq and is a predicted model, not a curated record. Gene Ontology annotation, biological process: gamma-aminobutyric acid signaling pathway; G protein-coupled receptor signaling pathway. Gene Ontology annotation, molecular function: G protein-coupled GABA receptor activity. Gene Ontology annotation, cellular component: membrane; G protein-coupled receptor heterodimeric complex.
ACACAUGGCAGAACAGCAAAAAGAUCAGAUGUUUAUAUAGCUGGAUUUUUUCCGUAUGGCGAUGGUGUUGAGAAUUCUGAUACGGGACGAGGUGUAAUGCCAAGCGUCAAGUUGGCCUUAUCACAUGUCAAUGAACAUCCCAGGAUACUGACAAAUUAUCGUUUGCACAUGUGGUGGAAUGAUACCGAGUGCAAUGCUGCCGUUGGUGUCAAAUCCUUUUUCGAUAUGAUGCAUUCGGGACCCAAUAAACUGAUGUUGUUCGGUGCUGCCUGCACCCAUGUUACCGAUCCGAUUGCUAAGGCUAGUAAACAUUGGCAUUUGACCCAGCUAUCAUAUGCCGAUACCCAUCCCAUGUUUACUAAAGAUGCUUUUCCUAACUUCUUUCGGGUGGUACCCUCCGAGAAUGCAUUCAAUGCACCGCGCUUAGCACUGCUGAAAGAGUUCAAUUGGACUCGUGUGGGAACAUUGUAUCAGAAUGAACCACGCUACUCGUUGCCUCACAAUCACAUGGUAGCUGAUUUAGAUUCCAUGGAAUUGGAGGUGGUGGAAACGCAGAGUUUCGUCAAUGAUGUGAGUGAAUCACUAAAGAAGUUACGUGAAAAGGAUGUUCGUAUUAUAUUGGGUAAUUUUAAUGAACAUUUUGCCCGCAAGGUCUUCUGUGAGGCGCACAAGUUGGACAUGUAUGGCAGAUCGUAUCAGUGGCUGAUAAUGGCCACAUAUUCUACGGAAUGGUGGAAUACCACCAUUGACACGGAUUGCACUGUGGAGGAGUUAAUCCAGGCUUUGGAGGGUACAAUGAUGGUGGAUCUGUUACCAUUGUCUACAAGUGGUGAUAUAACAAUAGCAGGAAUUACGGCCGAUGAAUAUCUUUCGGAAUAUGAUAGUUUACGUGGCAAUGAAUAUUCCCGUUUCCAUGGUUAUACCUAUGAUGGCAUUUGGGCUGCUGCAUUGGCCAUACAAUAUGUGGCCCAAAAACGUGAAGAUUUCCUAACACAUUUCGAUUAUCGUGGCAAAGAAUGGGAAAAUGUGUUUUUGGAAGCGCUGCGGAACACUUCAUUUGAAGGUGUUACGGGUCCCGUACGUUUUUACAACAACGAACGUAAAGCUAAUAUUUUGAUAAAUCAAUUCCAAUUGGGACAAGUGGAAAAAAUUGGUGAAUUCCAUUCACAACAAAAUCAUUUGGAUCUUACAUUGGGAAAGCCGGUGAAAUGGGUUGGUAAAACUCCGCCAAAGGAUCGGACACUGAUCUACAUCGAACACAGCCAAGUAAAUCUGACAAUAUAUAUUAUUUCGGCAAGUGCAUCUGUUGUUGGAAUGAUUAUUGCCUGUGUAUUUUUGGCCUUUAAUAUUAAAUAUCGAAAUCAAAGAUACAUUAAAAUGUCCAGUCCCCAUUUAAAUAAUUUAAUUAUUGUCGGUUGUCUGCUGACCUAUAUGAGUGUAAUAUUUUUGGGUCUUGAUACAACAUUGAGCAGUGUUGCGGCAUUUCCAUAUAUUUGUACAGCACGGGCAUGGAUUUUAAUGGCCGGUUUUAGUUUGGCAUUCGGGGCAAUGUUUUCGAAAACCUGGCGGGUGCACUCGAUAUUCACCGAUUUGAAAUUGAACAAAAAAGUCAUUAAAGACUAUCAGCUGUUUAUGGUUGUGGGUAUUUUACUGUUCAUCGAUAUUGCCAUAAUAACGACAUGGCAAAUAGCCGAUCCAUUUUAUCGUGAUACCAAACAAUUGGAACCAAGGCAUCAUGAGCAUAUGGAUGAUGUUUUGGUUAUACCGGAAAAUGAAUAUUGUCAAUCGGAACAUAUGACAAUAUUUGUUAGCAUCAUUUAUGCCUACAAAGGCUUGCUAUUGGUCUUUGGCGCCUUUUUGGCCUGGGAAACACGACAUGUUUCCAUACCAGCUCUAAACGAUUCUAAACAUAUCGGUUUCUCCGUCUACAAUGUAUUCAUCACCUGUAUUGCUGGGGCUGCCAUCUCGUUGGUGUUGUCGGAUCGCAAAGAUUUAGUUUUUGUCUUACUCUCAUUUUUUAUAAUUUUUUGUACGACAGCCACUUUGUGUUUGGUGUUCGUACCGAAACUGGUCGAAUUGAAACGUAAUCCACAAGGUGUUGUGGAUAAACGUGUCAGAGCCACUCUACGGCCUAUGUCGAAAAAUCGUCGUGAUUCGUCUGUCUGUGAAUUGGAACAACGUUUGCGUGAAGUGAAAAAUACGAAUUGUCGUUUCCGCAAAGCUUUAAUGGAAAAAGAAAAUGAACUGCAAGCUUUGAUUAAGAAACUGGGACCGGAGGCACGUAAAUGGAUUGAUGGUGUAACGUGUGGUUCGGGUGGUGGUGGUAGUGUCGGUGGUGAUACAGAACCGAUUUUGGGCAGUACUAUUGGCGGUGGCAUAAAUGAUCCAGCGCGUCUUUCUGCACCACCCGUGAGAAGAGAUAUGCCCAGUACAACAGAAAUCACCGAAUUGACAUCCGUUGAUAGUGUGACCUCGACCCAUGUUGAAAUGGAUAACUCUUUGAUGUCGGUACAGUCGACAACAGUGGCGCCCUCCUUGCCGCCAAAAAAGAAUGUUAAACGUCAGGACAGUCUACAACAACAACCACAUCAGCAGCAGCCACCAUAUCAACAACAACAGCCCCCACAGCAGCAGCAACCACCAAUACCGACUAAAACCCAUCAUGUAAUGCAACAACCAAUCCAACAACAAUUACAACAACAACUUCAGCAACAGGCACAAUUUCAACAACAACAAUUACAGCAGCAACAGGCGAAACAGUGUAACAACGAUACAACACGACGUCAUGUCGAUAAACGUAAUUCCGUAUCGGCUCAGACCGAUGUUAGUAUCGGUUCGAUGUCAAGUCUAAAGCGUCAGGAGUGUAAUAAUGUACAUCGUGAAGAUUCGACGUUGCGCGAAAGGCGGCAGUCGACAUCGUCAAGGCAUUAUGAUAAUGGUACCCAAACGCCCACAUCUCGUUCGAAGUACACAAACAAUAAUCAUCGGAAUUCAUCGACUAAUGUUUCAGCAUCCCAGACAGAAUUGAAUAAUGUAUGUCCACACGGUGGAAGCCAUGGCAAGACUAAUAACACCGUUAAAACUCCCGUUUCCUCCGAUUCCAGACGUGUCAGCAUGGGUUCAGCAUUAAAAUCGAAUUUCGUUGUGUCACAAAGUGACUUGUGGGAUACCCAUACCUUGUCGCAUGCCAAACAACAUUCCCGGCAGUCACCACGCAAUUAUGCCAGUCCACAACGUUGUACGGAACACAGUCAUAUUGUACCCUCAUCGUACGAUCAAAUAACCUCACCCAUACAACGUUCCGUAUCGGAAAAGAAUCGCAAUAAACAUCGACAUAAACCACAAAAGGGCACGGUGUGUCAAAGUGAAACGGAUAGCGAACGGGAACGUGAACCCACACCGCCCAGUACCCAGUGUAUGCAACAACGUAAGGCUAAUCGUACGAAUAUACAACAUGCUGCCCAUCACCACUCAUCUCCGAUGAUUGCCCCCGAUAAACAACGUCCGACAAAUAACAACAAUAAACAUCGUGGCAUAAAGACCGACUCGUCAUCAAUGUACGGUGCCAGUUCGGAAACGGAGCUGCUCGAUGGUGAAACGGCCAUAUUGCCGAUAUUUCGCAAACUUCUCACAGAGAAAAGUCCAAAUUAUCGCGGACGUAAUGUGGUGGGACAAAGUUGCCCCAAUAUAUCAAUUAAAUGCGAUAUUGUGGAAUAUUUGUAGUUGAAUUUUAAUCUAGCA